Messenger RNA from Aspergillus aculeatinus CBS 121060, 1371 nucleotides. Its product is annotated as zinc-dependent alcohol dehydrogenase family protein. Lineage: Eukaryota; Fungi; Ascomycota; Eurotiomycetes; Eurotiales; Aspergillaceae. The transcript is spliced from 3 exons. Gene Ontology annotation, molecular function: oxidoreductase activity. The record is from RefSeq and is a predicted model, not a curated record. Bases 79 to 1158 code for a protein of 359 amino acids.
AGGUUUUCUUCACUUCCGUCUUCAGACAGUCUGCUUUUUCUUCUAGAGAAGCGUAAUCAAAAUCCCCUGCAACUCAAAAUGAGCAUCCAGCAAUGGACCACCCCCCUAACGGGCCUGGCGAGCCUGCGCCAAACCACCGCCCCGCAGCCCACGCCAGGCCCCGAUGAAGUCCUCGUCGAGAUCCAUGCGGUCUCGCUCAAUUACCGCGACAUUGAGGUAACGAAGGGCGAAUACAACCACCACAAAUCCGUCACGCAGGAGACGCCCGCCACGGUGCCCUGCUCGGACAUGUGCGGCGUCGUGACGCAGGUCGGCGCGUCGGUCUCGCGCUGGCGCGCCGGCGACCGCGUCCUCUCCACCUUCCUGCCGGAUCACCUCACGGGCCAGGUCACGCCGCAGAUGCUCGCCCGGGGCAUGGGCCACCCGCUCCCCGGCGUGCUGGCGACGCACCGCGUCUUCCCGGAGCAGGCGCUCGUCCGGGCGCCCCGGUACAUGCGGGAUGCUGAGGGCGCCACGUUGCCGAUCGCCAGCGUCACGGCGUGGAUGAGCGUGCAGGGUCGCUUGCGGGCGGCGGUGGAGAAGGGCGAGGAUGUGAGCCGGAAGGUCGUGUUGGUGCAGGGCACGGGUGGGGUGGCGGUGGCGGGGUUGCAGAUUGCGAAGGCGUGGGGGGCUAGAGUUAUUGUGACCUCCUCGUCGGAUGCCAAGCUCGAACAGGCGAAAGCCCUCGGCGCCGACUUUACGAUCAAUUACCGGACCACGCCUGACUGGGAGGAUGAGGUUAAUCGCUUCACCGAGGGGAAUGGCGUGGAUAUCAUCCUUGAGACCGGGGGCGCGAAGACGCUGCGGAAGAGCUUCGAGUGCAUUGCCUUUGGCGGGUUGAUCAACUGCAUCGGGUACGUCUCGGGGAAGAUGGAUGAGCCGGAGGAUCGGGUCAACGUCAACCUGUUGACCCUCCGGCGGAAUGUGACGCUGCAGGGGAUUAUCAAUGGGCCCCGGGAUGAGUUUGAGAGGAUGGUCGAGUUCUAUGAGAAGCACCAGAUCCAGCCGGUCGUGAACCGCGUGUUUGGGUUUGCGCAGGCGCGGGAGGCUUUCGAGUUUGUGGAGAGCGGUGCGCACUUUGGGAAGGUGGUGAUUGAUGUUGUUGGGGCGUCUCAAUGAAGGGUUUGUACGUAUGGUGAGGAUGAGGGUGGUGUAAGCUUGUGAGUGUGUACUAGCUUUGCCGGUCUACUGUUGCCUAAGGAGUGCGUUUAUGAGUAGGAUUCUUGACGGGGAUCUGGAAUCAGCGGAAUUGUGACGUCCUGGCUUGCUGUCUGUAGGAAGGCAUUAAUUGUUUUUCAUUUGCAACACGCUUCAAAGCAGCUGCACUUUGAA